Messenger RNA from Chenopodium quinoa (quinoa), 2475 nucleotides. RefSeq names its product gibberellin 3-beta-dioxygenase 1-like. Gene Ontology annotation, molecular function: gibberellin 3-beta-dioxygenase activity. Gene Ontology annotation, biological process: response to light stimulus; gibberellin biosynthetic process. The transcript has 2 exons. The coding region runs from base 1043 to 2203 and encodes 386 amino acids. Lineage: Eukaryota; Viridiplantae; Streptophyta; Magnoliopsida; Caryophyllales; Amaranthaceae. The record is from RefSeq and is a predicted model, not a curated record.
AAUGUUACAAUAUUCUUGUAAUAAUGAUGACAACAAUAACAAUGAUAUUAACACAAACAACUAUACUUCCUAUAAAAAAAACUAAUAAUUAAUCCGUAUAAAAAUUACAAAUCUACUAAUUUAAGCUUAAUUGCUUGACUCAAAGUAUCGACCCGAAAUGACCCGACCCAAAGUCGACCCGACCCGAUCUUGACCCAACCCAAACUUUACCCGAUAUAUGGACUCGAAAACUAACUCGAACUGAAUUGACCCGACCCGAACUUGACCCGACCCGAACUCGACCCGACCCAAAGCCGACCUGAAGAAUUGACCCGAUACCUGACCCGCCCCGAUAAUCUAUUGACCCAAAACCCGAAAUGACCCGACCCGACCCAAACCCGACAUGAACAUUUAUUGACCCGAAUUUAACCCGAUCCAUACCCGACCUAAAUGACCUGUUUGCCAAGUCUACAUAGCAUAAACAAGCUAGGUUCAAGGCUACAAUCUCUUUUUAUUUUUAUUUUUAUCAAAAAAAAAAAUCUAAAAUUUCUAUACAACAGUUCAAAAAAUAUCUUUUAAUAUUUAUUUUACUAAUGUUUUCUAAAUUAUUGGAGGCAAACCUUUUCCCUUUUACACUUGCAUUCAUUUUUUAUUGAGUAGACUAAAAUAUAUUUGUGUGAAAAUGACAAGAUGGUCCUUAUUUUGUUUUUUGCAUUGUCUCUUUGUUGAUGCCCCUCUCCCUUUCACUUGUCCUAUUUUACUAACACCUUACCGCCAAAAAACACCCACUACAACUUUGGUUUCACCCCCCUCUUCUUGUUCUCCUUAUUUUUCUCUAUAUAUACUCCAAUUUUAUUCAUACUCUCUUCAUAGUCAUAUUCCUAUGAUUUCUGUUCUUCUUAACAAAGUACCACUAUUUAGUACCUCUUUUCUGCCACUUUUUCUACUCCUACAAUUACUCUACCUUCCAAUGUUCCAUCAACUACGUACCUCUUACUCUUCCUAGAUUCCUACCAUUUUCUACUCUCUUUUUCUUCUUCUCCUCCUUCGUGUAUCGAUCACAAUGCCCUCUAGGCCAUCCCUCGUUGUUAAAGAGCAACCUCGUCUAAUCCAUCACCCGAGGAAAAAUCAUGACCUAGACUUUCAGUCUUUAAAAGAGUUGCCUGAUUCGUUUGCAUGGUCAUCAUUUGGAGAUUCGUGCUCAGUUGAGUCAGGUAUUUUUGGGUCAGACACUGUACCUGUUAUCAAUCUCAAUGAUCCAAAAGCCCAACAACUUAUUGGGCUUGCAUGCAAAUCAUGGGGAGUGUUUCAAGUUACUAACCAUGGAAUACAAAAGAGUUUGUUGGAUGACAUUGAGGCCGCCGGUAAAAGCCUUUUUUCAUUACCGGUCCACCAAAAGCUCAAAGCGGCUCGUGCAUCUGAUGGUGUUACGGGUUAUGGCCCGGCCCGCAUUUCAUCGUUUUUCCCCAAGAGGAUGUGGUCCGAGGGGUUCACCAUUUUGGGAUCCCCUCUUGACCAUGCUCGUCAACUUUGGCCCAAUGAUUACAAGAAAUUCUGUGACAUUAUUGAGGAGUACCAAACAGAAAUGAAUCAACUAGCUAAGAAGCUUAUGCAACUUAUUCUUGGUUCAUUGGGCAUAUCCAACCAAGAUAUUGUGAAUUGGGCCGAUCUACUUGAAGGAGCUAAUGGAGCCAUGCAACUAAAUUCAUACCCGAUUUGUCCGGACCCAAAUCGGGCCAUGGGUUUGGCAGCUCAUACGGAUUCAACCCUCCUCACAAUCCUACACCAAAAUAGAACGUCGGGGCUCCAAGUGUUCAGAGAACGGACCGGGUGGGUCACGGUCCCACCCAUUUCAGGUGGGCUUGUUAUAAAUUUAGGUGACCUUUUGCACAUUUUAUCAAACGGGCAGUACCCGAGUGUGUACCAUCGGGCCAUGGUUAACCGGAUCCAACAUCGUUUAUCGGUUGCUUAUCUCUAUGGGCCCGCUUCUGGGGUCCGGAUCCAUCCCCUCCCAAAUCUCAUUGAUGCCACCCACCCCCCUCUAUAUAGGCCGGUUACUUGGAGUGAGUAUUUGGGCAUCAAGGGCGAACAUUUCAACAAGGCCCUCUCAUUAAUCCGAAUUAAUAAUAACAAUAAUCCUUCAAUUAUGGGACUAAUUGCAAGUGAUAAGCCAAAAGACAUUAAUGUUGAUUCGGAUAAGACAAUUCUCACUGCAUUUGGUUAAUCAAUGAUGUUAAUUAUUGUUUAGAUUAGUCAUUUUGCAUUUAAAUAAACUUAUGGAAUUUUUCCACUUGGUUUGAGUCAAUGAUAAAUAGUGUCAGGAAUCAUACUGGGUUGUUACCAUUACUACUAUUUAUUAGUUUUUCAUCACGAGGUCUUUUUUUCUUGUUUCAAGACCGUUUGAUCUUGAAAUUAAGGUAUUGAGACACGAUCUCAUGGAUUUGCAAAUUUGUACAAUUUAGUUAAAAUAAUUAAACAUAAAUCAAUGGAGAGUAA